Messenger RNA from Capsicum annuum, 3699 nucleotides. RefSeq names its product glutamate receptor 2.8. Bases 370 to 3246 code for a protein of 958 amino acids. Gene Ontology annotation, cellular component: plasma membrane. The transcript has 5 exons. Lineage: Eukaryota; Viridiplantae; Streptophyta; Magnoliopsida; Solanales; Solanaceae. The record is from RefSeq and is a predicted model, not a curated record. Gene Ontology annotation, molecular function: signaling receptor activity; ligand-gated monoatomic ion channel activity.
AAAUUUGUUCCGAGAAAGUUCUUAUGUAAAACUUGUCGUGUAAACACGUCCUUUAGCACGAACUAUACCUCAAGAAUGUCUCUAAAGACUUUUCCAAUACAUAAUUCAAAUGACCCACCAAAAGUUUAGCAACUGCAGAGAACAGAAUCAUUAGCUUCAACUAUUUUUCUUGUUUGAAACUUCAAACUUUGUCCUUCCAUUCUACAUUAAUUAUGGUUUGGACUCAUAAGUCAAGGCCUUUACUGUUACGUACAAUUCCCUGCUACUGAAGCUAUCUGUCCUGACCACCCAUUUGAAAGAGCAGUAGAGAACAUCUUUGCAAGGUAGUUACUUGCACAAACACAACUGCUUGCCCAACUCUGGAAUUACAUGCCCAGAUUUCUCAAUAUGAGAAGGCCAAGAUGCCACUUCCUAAUUCUUUUCAUUCAGUUUGUCUCCAUCACUAGCUUUUACCACUACGUAACGCCAAUAAGAGGUGAAGAUAAGAAAACUAGUGGUGUAACGGUGGAUGUGGGCAUAAUUCUUGAUCUGGAAACAGAUGUGGGAAAAGUAAUGCACACAUGUAUUUUACUAGCACUUGAAGAUUGCAAUGCCACUGCUAAUCACAGUGGCAUUAGGAUAGUCCCUCACUUGAGGGAUUCCAAGAAAGAUGAUGUUGAAGCAGCAUCCGCUGCCAUCUACUUGCUAAAGGAUGUCCAAGUACAAGCUAUCUUUGGGCCACAAAUGUCUACACAAACUGAUUUUGUGAUUGACUUAGGGAAGAGAGUAAAAGUCCCUAUCAUUUCUCCAGCAACAAGUCCUUUACUUGCGGUCGAGGAAAAUCCCUUCUUCAUCAGAGGAGCACUUCCUUCUUCCAGUCAGACUAAAGCCAUUGCAGCAAUUGUUAAAACCUAUGAGUGGAGGCAGGUCGUAGUCAUCUAUGAGGGUGGGCACUUUGGGACGGGGAUACUUCCACAUUUGACUGAUGCCUUACUGGAAAUUAGCACUUCAGUCUCCUAUAGAAGUGUUAUUUCUCCGUCAGCCAAUGAUGACCAAAUCCUCACUGAGCUAUACAAGAUGAAGACAAUGCAGACCAGGGUCUUCAUUGUGCACUUGAGACCAUUACUUGCCCAACGCCUUUUCCUCAAGGCAAACAAAGCCGGAAUGAUGAGCGAGGGAUAUGCAUGGAUCAUCACAGAUCUGCUAACGAGUCUUCUGGACUCGGUAGAUCCUUCAGUGAUUGAUUCGUCAAUGCAAGGUGUUCUUGGUGUAAAGCCAUAUGUUCCGAGAACAAAUGAGCUUAUCAAUUUCACCAAGAGGUGGAGAAAGAGAUUUCGUCAAGAGUAUUCAGACAUGGACCCAGUCGAACUCAAUGUUUUCGGGCUAUGGGCGUAUGAUGGCAUCACAGUAUUAGCAAAAGCAGUAGAGGAAGUGGGUGACACUGCCAUUCCCAAAUUCAAAAAAGCAGAUACUAUAGAGAAUUUAACAGACUUAGAUGCACUUGGAACCUCAGAAUUGGGAUCUCACCUCAUUCACUGUAUGCGAAACAUAGCGCUAAAAACAGGUCUAAGUGGUGAUUUCCGCAUUGCUAAUGGAGAAUUGCAGCCAUCCCCAUAUGAGAUUGUGAAUAUAAUUGGGAAAGGAGAGAGAAGCAUUGGAUUCUGGACAGAGAAGGAUGGGAUUUCAUGUAAACUGAAGAUGAAUGGUAAAACAGCAGCUAAGUGUAAUAAUAAGCAACUAGGAGACACUUUUUGGCCGGGUGAAUCUACUAGUGCUCCAAAAGGCUGGGAAAUACCCACAAGUGGAAAGAAGUUAAAGGUUGGAGUUCCUGUCAAAGGAGGGAUGCAACAAUUCAUUAAAGUGGAAAUAGAUUCAAAAAAACAAGAAGUAACAGCAACUGGUUUAAGUGCAGAUGUCUUCAAAGAAGUCAUCCGAUCCUUGCCAUAUGCUCUGCCUUACGAAUUUAUUCCAUUUCAAAUACCAGAUAACCCAACUUCUCCGGACUAUGAUCAUCUAGUUUACAAGGUGUCUUCUAAGGAAUUUGAUGCAGUUGUAGGUGAUGUGACCAUUUUAGCGAGCCGAUCCAAAUAUGUGGAUUUCACACUACCUUUUACAGAGUCAGGUAUUUCUGCAGUUGUGCCAGUAAAGGAUGAUGACAGGAAGAAUACUUGGAUUUUCUUGAAACCUCUAAAAGGGGAGCUUUGGAUAACAACUGGAGCAUUCUUCGUCUUCAUUGGUUUUGUGGUUUGGGUACUUGAACAUCGUGUAAAUGAAGAGUUUCGAGGACCUAAACGGAAGCAAGUUGGGAUGAUAUUCUGGUUUUCCUUCUCAACUCUCGUUUUUGCUCAUAGAGAGAGGGUAACAAGUAACUUAACAAGAUUUGUGCUGAUUGUGUGGGUUUUCGUGGUUCUGGUGCUGACAUCGAGUUAUACAGCCAGCUUAACAUCUAUGUUAACAGUGCAACAGCUUCAACCUACUAUAACAGACCUCAAUGAUCUCAUCAAGAAUGGAGAAUAUGUUGGAUACCAAGAAGGAUCCUUUGUCAAAGAUGUCUUGAAGCACAUGAAAUUCGACAGCUCCAAGUUAAGAAAUUAUAGCACAUUGGAAGACUAUAACGAUGCGCUCUCAAGAGGAAGUAAAAAUGGAGGUAUUGGUGCAAUUAUUGACGAACUUCCUUAUCUUAGACUCUUCCUCAACAAGUACUGCAGGAAGUAUAUUAUGGUCGGCCAGACUUACAAGACUGCUGGCUUUGGAUUCGUAUUUCCAAAAGGAUCACCUUUAGUACCUGACAUCUCAAGAGCAAUCUUGGAGGUGAUGGAGGGAAAGUUUAUGAAUGACGCAAUACAGAGAUACUUUGGGAAUGAAACAGACUGUGAACAAAAAGAUGGAAUGGCUAUAACAUCUGAUAGCCUCACGCUAGAUAGUUUUAAGGGCCUUUUCCUCAUAGCUGGUGUAACAGCAGGUUCCGCUCUCCUCAUAUUCUUCCUCAUAUUCCUCUAUCAGAAUAGGGAAAUCUUGACCACUGAUGAUUCAAUAUUGCGAAAGCUUUCUGCCAUAGCAAAGGUCUUUGUCGAAGAGAAAGAUAAAUGUAGCUCGUUAGAAAUAUUGGAUGAUGGCGCUAAAAGCCAACCGACUACACCGUUUGCAGCUUCCCCUGAAACAUUGCCCAACCUUCCUUCACAAAGCCCAGAAAGAACUGCAUCACCCCCAUAUGAAGGGUUCUCUACAACAGAACCUGGAACUCCAGUUCAAGAACCUGUUACAUAGGCAAAUGUAGAGAGAUGGUACACAUAACUGCUACUGCAAUUAUGAACAGCUUUGGAUAGAUUGUAUACUGAUGCGCUAGCAUUAGAAAAGUUGGACCGGAUUAAAUUAUCAUUUUGGCACUCAUGGCCAUAAUAUUUAUAUCAAAAGUUCAGGUGCAUAAGCAAGAUUUAAGAGGAUAUUUUGGCACUGUUGGCCAUAGCAUUUGUAUCAAGAUUUUAGGUGCAUAAGUAAGAUUUAAGAGGAUAUUUUGGCACUCUUGGCCAUGGCAUUUGUAUCAAGACUCAAGAGGAAGAGCAACAGACAUUUGCUUCUCUGAAUGUGUUGUGGAUGUGUUUGGUGGCAAGACGUAUGCAUGAAGGGAAGUCAAUUAAAUUAAGUAUUUAAUUAUAAUUUUUUGAGUAUAGCAUUCAGUAUAAACUCAAUUUUAACUUAUUUUUAUCAUAUUUUGUGCUC